Molecule: messenger RNA, 1516 nt
Organism: Rubroshorea leprosula
Lineage: Eukaryota; Viridiplantae; Streptophyta; Magnoliopsida; Malvales; Dipterocarpaceae
Source: the annotation of a GenBank genome assembly
AAGCUUUGUACCUUUCUCAUCCCUCCCCCACGGACGACAUGAAUGACUGGCUUUCCUUCCCCAUUUACGAGAGCCUCAAUCAGGACCUUGCUAUCCAGCGGUUCUGUCCGGCAAGAGCCGAGCUCGAACAAGGAGAAUGGGAGGUACUGAACGAGAUUGAAAUUGAAUCCUUUUCUCCUUCCAACGACACCGGUACACCCCAGUUAGCAGCCUCCGAGGUAGAUGACUUUGUCGACAGCUUCAUCAACAUCGAUGAUGAUCUGAACGAAAAGGAAGAUCAAAACUCCCCCAUUACCCAACAAGACAAUCUCGAGGAAUUUGCAAUGGUGAACAAUGCCAACCUGACGAAACAGUGGAGUUAUGGUCUGGACCAAGGCCUUAAUUUACCUGGUUCACCUAUUGCUAGCAUGUGCGGACGCAGUAGGCUGCCGGGACACGCAGCUGGCGGAGUCCAUAUUGGGUCAAAUCUGGGCGUGUGCUUCUCCAUGGGGGAGGAGAAGAUUGAAGCAUUUCAUCUCCUUGACCAAACAACUCCUUACAUUGCAUUUGGUUUCAUGGUUGCAGAUGAAGCCAUGCCCCAAGGUCCUCCAAGACUCCGAAUCACUGGAUUAACCAAUGGUGGAAACCCGUUUGAGCUUGAAGCCAGCAUGAAAGCUGUCGUUGAGGAUGCUAGUUUGCUAGGCAUUUGUCUGGAAUUUAAUAUAGUAUCAAAGCCUGUUACAACGUCUUUGUUAACAACAGAGAAUUUGCGGUUAACGGAAGGGGAGACGUUAUUCGUCAACAGUAUAAUGCACUUGCAUAAAUAUGUGAAAGAAAGCAGGGGCUCUCUCCAGGCAAUUCUCCAAGCAAUCAAGAAACUAGGUCCAACUUUGGUCACGGUGAUGGAGCAAGAUGCCAACCAUAAUGGGCCCUUCUUCCUGGGGAGGUUCCUUGAAGCCCUUCACUAUUAUUCUGCCAUCUUUGAUUCCCUUGAGGCCAGUCUCCCUCGGAACAGUCCUCAGAGGAUGAAGAUUGAGAGGGUUCAUUUUGCAGAAGACAUCAGGAACAUUGUAGCUUAUGAAGAGGCAGAUAGGGUGGAGAGGCACGAGAGGGCAGAUCAAUGGAGAAGACAACUUGGGAGAGCUGGGUUUCGAGGGGUGGGAUUGAAGUGUCUGAGUCAAGCUGGGAUGAUGUGGUCUGUUUAUGGCUGUGAUGGGUGUACUUUGGCCACUGAGAAGGGCUGUCUCCUCCUUGGGAGGAAGGGGAGGCCAAUAAUGCUGGCAUCCGCAUGGCAAGUGCACAAUUCUUCAUCAUCCUAGCAUUAUUCAGACAUUGCUUUCUAAGGAAAUUACUGCAUGAAGAUAAUAAGGCUUAUUUUAGGUACGUUGUCAACACAUUACCCUGAAGGUGAUAGUUUCAUCCCUUGAGCCUCUUUCGUCAUAGAUAUUGCUGUUUCUAUGGUUUUUGCAUGAGUUAUUUGCCACACAAUACUCAAACUACUGUGCCAUUGAUAGCAAAAUCAAAUAAUUGCAGAAAU